AUGAAACAAGUAUGUGAGCAGUUCAAAAUUGUGCACCACAAUUCUACUCCAUACCGACCAAAAGCCAACGAGGCUGUGGAGGCUGCCAACAAGAAUAUCAAAAAGAUUCUGAAGAGGAUGGUUCAAGGCACCAGAAAAUGGCAUGAGAAGCAAUUUUUUGCACUUUUGGGAUAUCACACAACAUUGCGCACUUCGAUUGGUGCAACUCCUUAUUUUCUGGUGUAUGUGACUGAGGCUGUGAUACCCACAGGAGUCGAAAUCCCAUCUCUUCAAAUUAUUGUUGAGUUUGAAAUUGAGGAUACUGAAUGGGUCAAAACCAGACUAGAGCAGCUCACAUUAAUAGAUGAGAAAUGUUUGACGGUCGUCUGUUUUGGUCAACUUUAUCAACAAAGGAUGGCUCGUGCAUAUAACAAAAAGGUGCACCCAAGAUAUUUUGAAGUAGGUCAACUGGUCUUAAAACGUAUUCUCCCACUCCAAGAAGAAGCCAAGGGAAAGUUUUCCCCAAAUUGGCAAGGUCCAUACCUUAUCAAGGAAGUGUUUUCCAAAGGAGCCUUGCACUUUACUGAUGUGGAGGAAAAAAUCACAGGCAUAAUUUUUAAUGCGGAUGAAGUCAAAAGAUAUUACAUCUAA
This is a messenger RNA of Solanum tuberosum (potato), 630 nucleotides long. RefSeq lists its product as uncharacterized. NCBI's taxonomy places the organism in Eukaryota, Viridiplantae, Streptophyta, Magnoliopsida, Solanales, Solanaceae. Bases 1 to 630 code for a protein of 209 amino acids. The record is from RefSeq and is a predicted model, not a curated record. Gene Ontology annotation, molecular function: nucleic acid binding. The transcript has a single exon.